CCUUGCUGAUCGAGGCUGCAGACAUAUUUAUAUAUAUACACACACUCACCAGGCAUGCUCGAUUUGCUCAACGGUCAACGCCUUCCCAGUGCACCACUGUUCAGCUCAAGUCUAUCGAGCAAACCAUAAUCCUUCAGUCAGUCAGCCAGCCCCAUAACUCCAUAAGCCAUGGUAAACAUGGUGGAGCAGCAGGACGCCGGCGAGGACAUCGUCAUCGCAGGCGCCGGCGUGGCAGGCCUCGCCGUCGCCCUGGGCCUCCACAGGAAAGGCGUUGGGUGCGUGGUGCUGGAGUCGUCGCCGGUGCUCCGGACUUCCGGGUUCGCGAUCGCCGCAUGGACGAACGCCUUCCGCGCGCUUGAUGCCCUUGGGGUAGGCGACACCAUUAGGAGUAAACACCUGCAGAUCCAGGGGGCGUGUGUCAUGUCUCCGACAACAGGGGACGUGGCGCGAGAGAUUGAUCUCCGGGUGCAAGGAAAAUGCGGACCCCAUGAAGCCCGGUGCGUGCAGCGUAACGUGCUGCUCCAUGCACUGGAGGAAGAGCUUCCGCCAGGCACCAUCCGCUACUCCUCCAAGAUCGUCUCCAUCGACGACCAAGACGGCGACGGCGACGGCGAUGCCAAGAUCCUCCAUCUCGCCGACGGCUCCAUUCUCCGUGCAAAGGUACUGAUUGGCUGUGAUGGGAUCAACUCGGUGGUGGCGAAAUGGCUGGGGCUCGCCAAGCCGUCCGACUCGGGGCGCAGGGCCACGCGGGGCCACGCCAAGUACCCCGACGGCCAUGGCUUCGAGCCCAAGAUGCUGCAGUUCAGCGGCCAGGGCUUCCGCGCGGGCUUGGUCCCGUGCAACCACACCGACGUCUACUGGUUCUUCACAUGGUCUCCUUCUCCUACUCCGGGCGGUAAGGAUGACGCCGAGCAGAACCCGGCGGAGAUGAAGCAGUUCGUGCUGGCCAAGCUCAGAAGCAUCAAGGCUCCUCCCGAGGUGCUGGAAGCGGUCGAGAGGAGCGAGAUGAACGACGUCCUCGUGGCGCCGCUGCGGUACCGUCCCCCGCUGUCGCUCCUGUCCGCGAGCAUCAGCAAAGGGAACGUGUGCGUCGCCGGCGACGCCCUCCAUCCGACGACGCCGGACCUGGCGCAGGGCGCGUGCGUCGCGCUGGAGGACGCGGUCGUCCUCGCGCGGUGCCUCGGCGACGCCAUCGUCGGGACGGAACGGGAGUCGGUGGAGGCGGCUCUGCGCCGGUACGCCGGGAUCCGGCGGUGGAGGAGCGCGCAGGUGAUCGCGGCGUCCUACAUGGUGGGGCGUGUGCAGCAGAGCGAUCACGCCGUGGUGAGGUUUGCGCGGGACAGGCUGCUGUCCGGGAUGCUCGCCAAGGGGCUCCUCAUGAUGCCGGAUUUCGACUGCGGCACGCUGUGAACUGUGGGAGCUGUAACUUAAUACUACAAUAUACUUUUCCUUAAUCAUCCAGAUCAAAAACAUAGAUUUUUGUCCCAGCUUUGCUAGACAACGAUCAAAAUAGUCUGUGUGCCGGAUCAAUUUAUGUAUGUAUAUAUUCCAAGAUGGAAGCAAUACGAUACC
Molecule: messenger RNA, 1572 nt
Organism: Triticum urartu
Lineage: Eukaryota; Viridiplantae; Streptophyta; Magnoliopsida; Poales; Poaceae
Product: monooxygenase 2
Molecular function (GO): FAD binding
Source: RefSeq, a predicted model, not a curated record